CUGCACUUGUUUAAGUUUUAACUUGUCACAAUGGAUGCGGUAACGCUUAAUGAGAAGAAAAGAGAAAAAAGGAAAUUGAAUUGGACAAAAAUAGAAACGGAGGUGUUAGCAGCUGCUUACAUCGAGCAGCAUGCGUUGAUAAACGGCAAUUUUUCAUCGACGUUGUCUGGAAAAGAUAAGGAUCUUGCGUGGGAAAAAAUUGCAGAACAAAUAAACGCACUGGGAGCAGAAGAAAGAACAGUGGAAGAGAUCCGGAAAAAGAUUUCCGACACGAAAACAAAACUGAGAAAGAAAGAAAGACAACGGCGCCUAUCAAUGAAACAAACUGGAGGGGGGCCAGCAAUCACACUGGAGCAGUGGGAGGAGAAAAUGAUAGAUGUUAUUGGCGAAGAGUCGAUUGUGGGGUUCGGUGGUGUGGACACGUUUGCUGUGCAACGAACACAACAGCCGAUGAUUGCAGAGCAACAUGGUCAAUCAUGCAGUACGAUGUGUGUGGAGCCCACUGUAGCUUUAGAACCCCAGGUGGUAGGAGGAGUCGCAACUCCAAACCAAAAAACAAAAAUGAGUCCAAGCACGAAAAACAAAAGGCGGAAGACAAGUGAAGAUGAUGACCAUGAAGAUGUCUCUCAACUUUUGAGACAGCAAAAUAAGACACUCUAUGCAAUUUUAUUAGAGCAAAGAAGAACCAGAGAACUUCUUGCAAAACUGUUUUCAUUUCCGCUUAAUGAACAAUAAAUAAUCAUUGUUUAAAGUCACACACCUUGAAAUGAAAUACAUGGCAUAGUAAGUUUAAGGAUAAAUGAGAAACAUAUUUGAUCUAUGCCAAUAAGAAUAUAUCUGGUGGUUACAAGGUAGACAUCUGUCUCUUUUGCGCUUUAAAACUUAAAAAUAAUUGCGUUUGUCGAAAUGUAUGUAUAUGUAUAGAAAUCCUACUUUUGGUUUUUAAAUUAAAAAAAACAAUAAAUAACUUGCUAACAAGGCUAGAGAUUUUAUGACAAUUUUGCACAUUUUGAAAUUGCAUCUAUAAGUAUUUAUUAACAUGUACUUCAUUUCAAGGUGUGUGGCUUUAAACAUUUAUUCAUGAUGUUUGUUUUUGAUACAAUUAAAAGUUUUGUUUGGAAAAAAAUCACCUAGUGAAGUACAAUAAAUGGAAAAUAUUAUAAAUCAAAUGACAAUUUUAGCAGCAAAUUGCUAUAAAUGAAAUGUACUAAAUAUGGUGUGAAAUUAAUAAGGUUAUUACAAUUCUCUGCAAUUUUUAACAACUAUCAAAAAAUA
Dreissena polymorpha is the source of this 1275-nucleotide messenger RNA. RefSeq lists its product as uncharacterized. Gene Ontology annotation, cellular component: nucleus. The coding region runs from base 31 to 735 and encodes 234 amino acids. Lineage: Eukaryota; Metazoa; Mollusca; Bivalvia; Myida; Dreissenidae. The record is from RefSeq and is a predicted model, not a curated record. The transcript has 6 exons.